This is a messenger RNA of Penicillium pulvis, 1104 nucleotides long. Its product is annotated as MIF domain protein. Gene Ontology annotation, molecular function: phenylpyruvate tautomerase activity. Lineage: Eukaryota; Fungi; Ascomycota; Eurotiomycetes; Eurotiales; Aspergillaceae. Bases 1 to 1104 code for a protein of 367 amino acids. The transcript has 2 exons. The record is from RefSeq and is a predicted model, not a curated record.
AUGGAUCUCUCAAACCAGAAAAAGCCGUCCCUUCCUCGCUUGUCCACCAAUAUUCCAUUGGAAUCACAGUCAACUCCUUUGCUACCACUGCUGCCGAAGCUCCAGGACACCAACGUACGACCCAAGCGUGAGCGACCGGUGACUCUGCCCUCUCCAUCCCCAGGACGAGAAGAAAAUAUCUCUCCCACUGUUCGUGAUGUCUCCGAGCCCAAACCUAUCUGUUCGACCAAAGGCCCCGAAGAUGCACCGGUGAAAAAGAGAUCACACUAUGAUGAGGGCGCUUUUGCGACCCGUGGUCCCCAUCACUCUCCCCAGGACCAGAUUCCCCAGGACUCUGUGGUCGUCGCAGAGCUUAAGACAAACUGCAGGGUACAAGAUGAACAACAAAUGCUCGUUGCCGAUCUGAUCUUUCGCCUGGCGCAAAUCUACCAGCGUCCAGAAACAUGUAUCAUGCUCACCAUUCAGCAAGAUACCGGUGUGUUCUUUGGCAGUACGACGGAGCUCUCUUACCUGCUGAAAAUAUACGCCCUCCCAUCGUUCAUCGCGCCCUUCACCAACCUCCGCAACACCAAUCUGAUCCAGGCUGUCAUGCUCGACUUAUUACACAUCCCCAUAGAUCAAGGCGUGAUAAUAUUCCUACCCGUCUCGGAGGACAACCUUGCCACUAACGGAUUGACUGCUCGAGGCGAGAUCGCCCGCUUGGAACGCAAUGACCAGGACGGAAGCCUGAACCUCUUCAAAACAAUUUCGCGAUCGAUGUCUCGCCGUCUCAAAACCAGCAGUGGGCAGAGUGUGCCUAUCUCAUUGCCGUCGACUGUUGGAACCUCCACUGCUUCCCCAUCGAUGCAGACUGAGAUUCGUCAUUCGCCGAUCGCUGUGGACGAUACAGUGGUGUCUCCUGAGGAAAGAGGGAGAGGAACUAACCUUCGCAAGCGCAUCUCACUGCGAGGUCUUGUUCGCCGAAGGCUCAUGGAUAUUACCUCUGCCUUGGACAAGGAAGAAAAAGGCAAGGCGAAAGGCGUGACCAAAGAGGGCGACUCGAAGGAAGAUCAGUCCAAUGAGAAGGCUAAGAACCAAAUCCUUGAGGACAGGGAAGAGCAGUAG